This is a messenger RNA of Cuscuta epithymum, 2965 nucleotides long. Lineage: Eukaryota; Viridiplantae; Streptophyta; Magnoliopsida; Solanales; Convolvulaceae. The record is from the annotation of a GenBank genome assembly.
CAUUCACAUGUCACAACUAAGCAGUCCUCAUGUCAAUUGUCAAAUUCAUUCUUUCUCCUUUACACGAAUACAUAGCCAAUGUCCUAGGGUUUAGUUAACCAGAACUUCCGAGUCAGCUACCACCACCUACACCAUGACUGAAGCAAUGGAUGCCUUAGAGGAUGGCACUGACCUUGGUCAUGAGCCAAGCAAGGAGAAUUUCACCAAAUCUGUGGAGGAUGUAGAAUCUUCUCCUCCUCCUCCACCUGCAAGGCGAGGUCGCGACCGGGAAUCUCGCGAACGCAAGGAUGAGCGAGAUUUUGAUAGACGAGGUGGUCGUGGAGACUACAAUGAUCGCGACCGAUCUCCACCGCCCCCUCCUCCUCCUCGAGAGCGUGACUCUAAGCGCGGCCGCCCUAGCCCUAGCCCUCCUCCCCCACCUUACCGUGACCGCCGAGGGGGACAUUCGCCUACCCGGCGCUCGUCUCCUAAUCCAUCCUACAAGCGUUCUCGCAGGAAUGACUAUGAUGGUCGACCCAGAGGUGGCUAUGGUUCUGGUGAUAGGAGGUUUGGUGGCCAUGAGUAUUCAGCUGGUUAUGAGCGUGAAAUGGGAGGUAGGGACGGAUAUCCCAAUGAGAGGCACCAUGGUCGAUAUACUAGCCGUUCAUCUGGUGGGCACCAAGACUGGGAUUCUGGCCGUGGUGGAAUUGGUGAUGCGUUUGUAUCAGGGAGCACCCAAAGAGAAGGAUUGAAGUCUUAUAAGCAGUUCAUUCAGGAACUUGAAGAUGAUAUCCUACCCGCAGAAGCUGAACGCAGGUAUCAAGAGUACAAGUCAGGAUAUAUAGAGGCCCAAAAGCGAUCUUAUUUUGAUGCACAUAAGGAUGAAGAUUGGUUGAAGGACAAAUACCAUCCUACGAACCUUGUUACUGUUAUAGAAAGGAGGAAUGAGCAAGCACGGAAAUUGGCAAAAGAUUUCAUUCUUGAUCUACAGAGUGGAACAUUGGAUAUAGGUCCUGGUGUUACCUCCACGGCAAAUAAACCAGGACCGUCUAGUGAGCUUAAUUCUGAUGAUGAAGCAGAUGUCAAUGACAAAAGAAGACGUUAUGGAAGGGGGCCAACCAAAGACGCUAAACUACUUUCAACUGCUCCAAAGGCUCACCCUGUGAGUUGUGAGCCGAGACGAACUCAUACCGAUGUUGAGCAGGCUCAAGCACUUGUCAGAAAGCUUGAUGCAGAGAAAGGAAUCGAGGACAACAUAUUAUCUCGGUCUGAUACUGAUAGAGGGAUCAGGGAUAAGUCUCAUGCAGUUUCUUUUGGUCCUGUUGUUAUAGUAAGGGGCUUAUCAUCAGUUAAAGGUCUUGAGGGUAUUGAACUUCUGGAUACCCUUUUAACUUAUCUCUGGCGCAUUCAUGGAGUAGAUUACUAUGGUGUGACUGAAACAAAUGAAGUGAAGGGCCUCAGACAUGUGAGAUUCGAAGGGAAGACUUCUGAUUCUAAUAGUAAUGGUGCUGAAUGGGAAAGUAAACUAGACUCACACUGGCAAUCAAGACUGCAGGGGCAGGAUCCUCUGGAGGUCAUGACAGCGAAGGAGAAGAUCGAUACAGCUGCUGUUGAAGCUUUAGAUCCAUAUAUAAGGAAAAUUAAAGAUGAGAAGUAUGGGUGGAAGUAUGGCUGUGGAGCCAAGGGUUGUACAAAGCUUUUUCAUGCUUCUGAGUUUGUUAAUAAACACUUAAAGUUAAAGCACCCAGACUUGGUAUUGGAGUUGACUUCUAAAGUGCGUGAAGAUUUGUACUUUCAGAAUUAUAUGAGUGAUGAAAAUGCACCCGGGGGGACUCCUGUUAUGCUGCCAUCUCUACCGAAAGAGAGGCUACAGAGACGCAGACCUGGUCUAGAGGGCCGACUGAAGGAUGAUAGAGGUGGGCGCAGAGAUCGCUCUAAUGAAAGAUUUGACAGGAAUGACAGCUCACAGCUGGCAGAUUUCCAGUCCAACAAUGAUGGUGGGACUAAUCCUGAUGAACAAAUGUAUGAUAGCUUUGGUGGACAAGGAAUUCCUGUUGCUGGUUUCCCUUCUGACAUAGUUCCUCCCCCUGUGCUGAUGCCUGUUCCUGGGGCUGGUCCAUUGGGGCCUUUUGUUCCAGCACCACCGGAAGUUGCAAUGCAGAUGUUUCGAGAACAAGGUGGUGCUGCUUCCUUUGAAGGCAGUAGAAAUGGCAGGUCAGGUCAACAUAUGAAUGGGUCUGCCCCAAUCAUUGCUUUACCUCCUAGACUUCGACAGGAUCCUAGGCGCCUAAGAAGCUAUCAAGAUCUUGAUGCACCAGAAGAUGAAGUCACUGUGAUAGAUUACAGGAGCUUGUAGUCAUCAUGAACAGUUGGAGAUGACGAGAGUGGGAAAACCACUGUUUUAGUCCCUCACUUACGAAUUAGUUAUACACGAUAGUCCUUUGUCAAUUUAUUCAUGCAAUUUAGCCUCUCAAUUGCUCUGAAGUGUCGCCAGGGUUAGUCCACUCAAUUGUUCAAAAGAUGGACUUGAUUGAUGACAUUCGUGAACAAUUGAAGGGCUAAAGUGUGUGUAAAUUGACUAUCAAGGACCAUUACCUAAUGCGCAAGAGUUGGAGGAUCAAAAUGCUGAUUUUCUCAGAGAGAUUUGUACGUGGAGAGUGGGCAAAAACUGAAUGGAGAUGACUUUUGGCGUAGUCUACACCCUUCAUCGGAGAUGAUUAUAGUUUUUCUUGGCAUUAACGCGGCGUUUGGCCAAUUAUCAAUGUACUAUUAUAUACUCCAUUUUGAUUGAUUGCAUAUUUGUAAGUUGAGAUUCUUAUUUUGAAAUUAAAAACUGUACCAUUGAUUAGACUCGUUAUGUUUAUAGGUCUGAGAUGUCUCUUGAAAAAUCUCUGGAUCCUUUGUUCCCUCUGCGGCAGGAACACCAUGACACCAUCUACACAUUGAGUUUUGUUAUUUUAAAGAUUUGUUUUUAUGCGUUCCAUUA